AAAAAUGAGUAGCUUAUCUUAUUUGGGAGAAAAGCUACAACAUCUUUUUAGCUCUAUAUUUUUGUAUGUGUCUUGUUUGUGUGGAUCAACAUGUUUUCUCAUUUCUUCUUUAUAUAAAUCCAUUCUUUUUAAAGUUAACAAGUUUUUCAUACAACUUUUUUACUUCAUCUUCAUCUCUAUUUUUGGUUUUUUGAUUCUCAGAAACUUGAACCCGAGACAUAGUGAAGAUUUUACGUCUACCAAUUUGGACUUAUUCUUCACUAGUGUUUCUUCUGCUACUAUUUCAAGUAUGUCUACUUUAGAAAUGGAAGUCUUUUCAAAUUCCCAACUCAUUGUUAUAACAUUUUUGAUGUUCAUAGGUGGUGAGGUCUUUAUUUCUAUGAUUGAACUUUAUUUAAUAAGACCUAAGUUUAAACCAUGGAGAAAAAAUAGCAAAAUUGAGUCAAUACUUAGUAGUAAUAAUAGUACUACUUCUAGCCCAAGAAACUCAAAUUUUAAUAAUGAUGACGAUUAUAAUAUUGAAUUGGACAUUGUUGUAUUACCUGAUUCUCCAAAAUCUAUUAAGUCAGAUAAAGAUGAUUUUACGUCAUCAGAUAAUAAUCUCAAGUACCAAUCUAUUAAAUUCCUUGGAGUUGUAACAUUAGUUUAUCUUCUAGUCAUCAACAUUGUUGGUAUGUCACUAGUUCUAAUGUAUUUAGCCUUUGUUUCAAGUGCAAAAGAUGUACUAAUAAACAAGGGGCUAAAUACCUACAUUUUCGCGAUUUUUACAACCAUUUCAUCCUUUGUUAGCUGUGGAUUUGUUCCAACAAACGAAAACAUGAUGGUGUUUAGCAAGAAUUCAGGUCUUCUUUGGAUUCUCAUCCCUCUACUUCUUGUUGGGAACGCGUUAUAUCCAAUGUGUUUGAGAUUUUCGAUUAGGUUGAUGGGAAAAUUAUUCGUGUCUAAGAAAAGAGAAGCUAAGUAUUUGUUGAAGAAUUCAAGAGAAAUAGGACAUUUACAUUUGUUUUCAAGACAACAUUCAAGAUUGUUGGUGGUUACUAUGUUUGGUUUCAUUUUGGUGCAAUUCAUAUUGUUUUGUGCUUUGGAGUGGAACUCUAAUGGUCUCAAUGGACUAAAUAGUUAUCAAAGAUUUGUGGGAUCAUUGUUUCAAGUAGUGAAUGCAAGACAUACUGGUGAAACUAUUGUUGAUAUCUCAACUCUUUCACCCCCAAUUUUGGUGAUGUUCAUAGUCAUGAUGUAUCUUCCUCCAUAUACAUCAUUUAUACCAGUUAAAGGUGUUGAAGAGAACACAGAAGAAUAUUUAUUUGGUGAAAAACAAAAAAGAGGAAAAGUUGUAGAAAAUUUCAUAUUUUCCCAACUUUGUUACCUAUCCUUGUUCAUUGUUCUUAUUUGCAUAACAGAAAGGAAAAAGAUGAAGGAUGAUCCACUAAACUUUAAUGUCCUCAAUAUCACUCUAGAAGUUGUAAGUGCAUAUGGGAAUGUUGGUUUCACAACAGGAUAUAGUUGUGAUAGGAUGAUAAAUGGAGACCAAAGUUGUAAGAAUAAAUGGUAUGGAUUUGUAGGAAAAUGGAGUGAUGAAGGUAAGAUAAUUAUCAUUAUUAUCAUGUUUUUUGGAAGAUUGAAGAAAUUCAAUAUGCAAGGAGGGAAAGCUUGGAAGCUCUUGUAAUUACAUUAGAGAAUGGUAUUCAAAGUUUUUAUAAUAAGAAGUAUUAUUUAAACAAAUUUGUAAAUAUUUCCCAUUCUCAAUGUAAUACAACUUUGAACUUUUAACAAUAUAUGAACUUCUUAGAAAUGCAUUUAGACAAUACUGUCUAUUAGGUGAAAACUUCUGCAAACAUCAGAUACAAACACAAGUGAUGAAUUACCAUAAGUCCUCAUAUUAAGUACUGUAGGUAUAUAUUCAUGAUGUCGAGAAAAACGCCCCUCAGACAAAUCACAGCAACUUUACCAGGUUAACGUAGCAACUAUCGAUCAUUUGAAGACAAAAUCUGGUGUAGUUAACAUCAUACUAAAUACGUAUGUUUGUCGUACAACAAAAUUGGAUUAUCCAACUCUCUUUUCUAUUCAAGGCUUCCUCACAU
Molecule: messenger RNA, 2081 nt
Organism: Solanum pennellii
Lineage: Eukaryota; Viridiplantae; Streptophyta; Magnoliopsida; Solanales; Solanaceae
Product: sodium transporter HKT1-like
Exons: 3
Coding region: 5-1666 (553 amino acids)
Biological process (GO): transmembrane transport; monoatomic cation transport
Cellular component (GO): plasma membrane
Molecular function (GO): monoatomic cation transmembrane transporter activity
Source: RefSeq, a predicted model, not a curated record